Molecule: messenger RNA, 2883 nt
Organism: Adineta ricciae
Lineage: Eukaryota; Metazoa; Rotifera; Eurotatoria; Adinetida; Adinetidae
Source: the annotation of a GenBank genome assembly
AUGGUGAAUCACGAUAAUACAGAUACAACAACAGCGAUUAAUCUUGACAGUGAUUGGCGGUAUACUCGCGUACCUAAUACAUCUUCUUACGAGCCGGAUUUCAUAUCUCUAUCAUAUGAUGAUCGAGAUUGGACACAGAUUCAAUUGCCACAUCACGAUGAUAAAAAGCUACAACAAAAAUUUACUUCCACAUGUGUUUCGUAUUGGUAUAGGAAAAGGUUUGACUUAGGAAAAAAGUACGAUUCUCAUCAACAAUUUUACCUGCAUUUCGAAUACGUUUCGACCAAUCAGAGAGACAAUGACGAGGAGUCCAGUGUCAAAAUACCUGCAGUGAUCGUAUGGUUGAAUGAAAAAGAAAUCUUCUCGAGUACUCUCCCACAACCAAUUUGUUUGACACAACAUUUGAACCGCGAUUCCAAUAACCUGCUGGUCAUCUAUUCGAAACAAGGAUAUCGACUUCGGUUGCAUGCUCGAUUACUUCUACCAUCACGUUUAGCCGGUCAAAUCGAUCUCGAUGAUCUGCAUGAAAACUCAGCCAGAAAGUUACGUGGCAACCGUCUUGAUUACGCUGCGAGCUUCGACGAUUCCGAUGGACUCAUUGCACUCUUUAUUCACGCACUAAAAAAGCAUGCGAAAAAGAAUGGCAUCGACUAUGAUGAUCAUCACGAUCAGGCACCCGAUGACGAUAAAGAACAUUUAAAAAAUAUCGAACAUGAUAAGAUUGUUGAAGUUAAAACUGAGAUCCAUGGACCUAUACCACGUCUGGCUAUCGUUAUACUGAUCGUUGGUACGCGUGGUGAUGUUCAACCAUUCAUCGCUCUUGCCAAAGCAUUGCUCGCUUGUGGACAUCGAGUUCGUCUCGCUACACAUGAAACAUUCAGGAAAUUCGUGCGAGAGAACGGAAUCGAGUUCUAUCCAUUGGCGGGCGAUCCUGCUGAUCUGAUGUCGUUCAUGGUGAAGAACGCUGGAAUUGUUCCAUCAGUGAGUAGUAUUGUGGCUGGUGAUAUUGGGAAAAGUCGUCGCGUAAUCGGUGAGAUACUUGCGUCAACAUGGAAAGCAUGUAUUGAAGACGACGAUGAAACAGGUGUACCAUUCGUUGCUGAAGCAAUCAUUGCAAAUCCACCAUCGUACGGUCAUAUACACUGUGCACAGAAGUUGCAAAUCCCACUACACAUCGUAUUCACUAUGCCUUGGUCGCCGACAAUUCAAUUUCCACAUCCGUUCAUUAAAGUUGAUUACAAUCGAGCGCCGAUAGAUAGAAUCAAUAUGUUAUCAUACGAUCUAGUAGAAGUAUUGACAUGGUCUUGUAUGCGUAACAUUAUCAACGAGUUCCGUGAGGACACACUUGGUUUACCUCUUUUGCAUACACGCCAAGCUGUUGGAAUCAUGAUGGAUGAGCAUGUUCCACACACUUACUGUUGGUCACCUUCACUUGUCCCCAAACCUUCGGAUUGGCCCACACAUAUCGAUGUAUCCGGAUUUUUCUUUCUCAAUCUUGCGACAAAUUAUAAACCGCCUGACGAUUUGCUGCGUUUCCUGAAAAAAGAUCCACCGCCGAUCUAUAUUGGUUUUGGCUCUAUUACUGGUCAUGAUUCAGCUCGAAUUUUGCAUGUUGUAUUGGAUGCCUUGGAACAAACGGGAUACCGAGCUCUAUUAUCUGGCUUCGAUGUCGAUAAAAAUAAAUUAUCCGAUAAUAUCUUGAAAAUUGACAAUUGUCCACAUGAUUGGUUGUUUCAGCAUGUAUCAGCUGUUUGUCAUCAUGGCGGUGCAGGUACAACUGCAGCUGGUCUACGCGCCGGAAAACCAACGAUCAUUGUUCCCUUCUUUGGUGAUCAGUUCUUCUGGGGAAAUAUGGUCAGUAAAAGUGGUGCAGGGCCUGUACCAGCGCCUGGUAAAACCGUCACCGCCAAACAGUUAGCUGAUUCCUUCAAAUUCGUACAUGAUCCGGCAGUACAAGAGGCUGCUCAGAAAAUAAGCGCUAAUUUUCAACGUGAAAACGGCUGUGAAGUUGCUGUUCGAUCUUUCCAUGCACAUCUUCCACUGAGUAAAAUGCGUAGUGAUCUGGAGCCGUCAUAUGCUGCAUGUUUUCGUUUGAAUGAGUACGACUUACAAAUAUCGCGUCCUGUUGCUCAAGUUCUUGUUACUGCUGGUCUAAUUGAGGAAUCGCAAUUAUCGUCGAAUUCAACUUAUACUUGGUUGACACUAACGCCCAGUGGUCAUUUCCAAGCAUUUACUCGGAGUGUUAAACGUGCAGUUUCGAAAAUUACAGAUUCGAUGCAUCGCUUGAAACGAUCGAGAAGUUCAAGUUCAGCUGCGAGAAGAUCAUCUAAUGAUCCACAAAAUAAUGGUAAACUUGAUAUGAUUUCUGUAGGGCAGCCAUUUAAAGAUGAGAUAUCUCUGUACGGUAAAGCAGAAGUUCAACUGAAAGAAAAAGAGGCGACGUCAUCGUCAACAGAUAAGAAUGAUAAACGCAGUGUUCAUUAUGGUGCUAGUACUGCUGCUGUGGGAAAACCGUCCACUCGCAAUCGUCCACAUAGUGUGAGCAAUCUUGGCGCAUCUCCUACUGUUCGUUUUGCAGAUAAAAAAGUAACGAAACCACAAACAAAUAAUAAUCGUCCACGAGCGACCGAGAAGACUCAACGUUCAAUCUUAUCGAAAGCGAAACCACCCACAGAGUCAACAGCAAACAAAUCUCUUGAAGAAAAAGCGGCAGAAACAUCUGGUUUUUCUGUUGUUGUAUGUAAACAGAUUAUUGCUGAUUUCACGAAAAUUCGACAAGACCACCGACAAGCAAAUGCGAACGAGAAGUCCAUACGUCAACUCAUGCUCUUGGGUCCAUUACAUCGAUCACGAAGUCGUUCGAAAGGAAAACUAGAUGGCUAA